UGGUGUUUGUUGUUGUUGUUUGUUGUUAUUGUUGUUUUGUUUAUUGUUCGCCCGGUGUUUAGUCGUUUCACUCAAUAUAUUAACGGGUCGCUGGUAGACACGGAGCAAGGCGGCGACGAGUUAGUAAGCCACGGCCAUCAACAGCGAGAGACGUGUCUCUGGAUGUGGUGUGCCGGAGAUCUUGAGUUCCCAUCCAUGUAUCUCGAGUUUGGAGCAGUGACAUGACCGAGUGGUUCGCAGAGGUUCACAGUUCCACAGCUGCCCUGAUUAAUCGCCACAUCUGCAGUGCUCCGUGAGGCGCCAUGGAGCUGCCGUUGCAUUGCUCGCGGCUGCUGCGGGACCUCAACGCACAGCGCAAGAGCGGCCUCUUCUGCGACUGCCAGGUGCUGGUGAGGGAGCAGCGCUUCUCCGCACACAGGAAUGUGCUCUCUGCCUGCAGCGUGCAUUUCCGCACACUCUUCCUCUCGAGUCUUCCUGAGAUGUUGGCCAAGUCAUGGGACGACACGGGCAUCGUCACCGCGACACUUGACAACCUGGCGCCCUCCACCUUCGCUGUCAUCCUCGAUUUCAUGUACACCGCACGGCUCACUCUUACCGGCCUCAACUCGGAGGACGUAAUGUCGGCUGCCGGCUUCCUCCAGAUGUCGGAGCUCGUCUUCGCCUGCAAGGGCUUCAUCGGCAGGCGGCCUGUUUGUUGGCUCACCGUCGGUGGCGGCUACCGACGCCAGCGAUAACGUCGCAAAGUCCCCGCAGCCGUCGUCGCACAAAAAGAUAGCGUGGAAGGGUGGCGGGCAGCUCGGGUUUCUGAAACACAUCAACCUCAAACGAGCUUUUCCCUCGGAGACUUCGGCUCGACGAGGAAACCAAGGCACUGCCUUUGGGGCCAAGCGAGACUGUGAGACGCCGAACAGCAAUGGUUCGGUCCCAUUGCAUAUGGCCACGCACGCCAGUCAACUUAACAUGAUAGUCAUCGACAUAAAAAACGAGCAGGUCUCUCUGGAAGAGCCACAGCUCCCAGUGGAGACCACCAACGGAGAGGUAUGGUCCAGUACCCCCCGUUCUCAACCCGAGAGCCACAGCAGGGCCCAGAGAAUCCUGGGCACGAGCAGACGGGGCCCGCGCCCCCAAGCCUCUGCUCGACCCGACACAACAGGCCGGCGCAUGAGCCACAGGGACGAGGGCGCUGCCUGCAUCCCUGAUGAUGCUGGUUUUAUAAUCAUGACAGUUCCUCCGGACGGCAUCAAACAGGAGCCGGAGGAUUGCUCACCUUCAAAUGUUGCAACGUUUGAGGGUGACGAGUGGGAGAGCAUGGACAGCUCGAUGGAGCAGCUCUCUCCAGAACCGUGCCACAACCGUAGCCUACCGGACUUAAGAAGACGAAAGUUUCGCGCCGGCAAUUCGGCACGAGAGGCCCACGUCUUCCUUGGCCCCCAGGACUUGGCAAGGAACCUGCAGUCGGAAGAGAGCGCCCUUUUUACCAAGUGCAGCGGCGAUGAUUUGUGGGACGCCGGGGAGCAGGGCGCACGUUCGACGGCCGGAGGAUAUCCUGGCUGCCGACCAAGGGACGGCUCUGCCUGGGAGCAGCCGGCCGACCUUGCUGCUGCCGGCGAGAAGUGGGCCGGCGGGAUGGCGCUCUUCCCGUGCAAGCACUGCCCGGUGCGCUUCACUGCAAAGGAGAACCUGGUGCGGCACCAGCGCACGGUGCACGCCGGGCAGAAGCUCAAGUUCUGCGAGGCGUGCCAGCGCAACUUCCGCGACAGCACUGACCUGCAGCGCCACCGUCUCUCCAAGCACUGGUGGCAGGGCCGCGACGGCACGUGCCCGUUCUGCCCCGAACGUUUCCGAGUGUCGAGAGAGCUGCUCAAGCACAUCCAUCACCGUCACAGAGGCCUGGCUGCGUUCUGACUCGGCAACGCUGCCACCAUCCCCCCCCCCAAUAACACGUUUCCAGGCAAUGGCCCUCCAUAUUUCUCUACUAUUAAGAGCAUUGCCCAACAAAAAAAAAACAAUUCUUAUAUAUUCCUCCUGACGGCAGGAUUAGUGACGAUUUGUGUUGAGGUUUUGUUUUAUAAUAUGUAGAUUAGUUUUAGUUUGAGCCCACUGUUAAUCGACUGUUGGAUGAGAGCCUCCUGACACUGUGUCUACCAUAGUGGGGUUGUAUGACCAUAAAUCAGCAAGUUGAUUAGUGUAGGUUGAUAUAGGUCCGGUUAAGAUAUCGCUUGCCACUGGUGUUAGCCGUUGCCUGGUAUCGAACUCAUUUUGCCGAAUUCACUGCACAGUGCGUUAAUUACCACUGCACUCAACAUGUAGAUGGUAGAAUAUAAAUAUCAAACGGUAAGGUAUUAUUUGCAUACUCUUUGGUUCUUUCGGUAAAGUCACUUAGGUAUAAAAUUAAAUUAAAAUAAAUCACGACGUUUCAGGCGCAACACAAGUGUCCGUCAUCAGGUGGGAAAGCAUGGUCUGCUGCUGAGGCAGACUUUUAAAAUGUUUGAAAUGGGUGUAGCCCAAGGGUCAUAAAGAAGUGGCCGGGGCUAGUGAUGUUAAUGUGAGAUAUUAGCAUGUAACUGUAAGAUAGGAAAGCGGCCUCCUAGACGAGGGCACUGAAGUGGCUAUGUUAAUGUGAGCGAUUAGCAUGAUGUUAAUGUGAGAAAUUAGAGGGCACGGAAGUGGCUAUGUUAAUGUGAGAGAUUAGCAUGAUGUUAAUGUGAGAAAUUAGAGGGCACGGAAGUGGCUAUGUUAAUGUGAGCGAUUAGCAUGAUGUUAAUGUGAGAAAUUAGAGGGCACGGAAGUGGCUAUGUUAAUGUGAGAGAUUAGCAUGAUGUUAAUGUGAGAAAUUAGCAUGUCACUAGAAAAGAAGGGUGAACGUGAGAGAUCUAAGAGAGCGGUAUAGAGAGAGACAGAGAGUCGGAAAUAACAGCUGACAUAGGCAGGUAGGAUGGAAACAUCACAGUCGGUUAAGAAUUUACCUGGUUAAUAACGUCCUUCCAAUGAUUGCUCAGUUUGUACCCAUCCUCUCGGUUGAAGUUGUGUCUGUGUUAAUAUAUCUGGAUAGCUUCAUGAACAAAUCUUUGAAGGUAGCCGGUAGGUUUGCAGAGUACCUCCGUCUUGGAAGAAUCAAUUUUGUGUGAGCCCACAGUGUUAAAACAAUGAUCGGCAACGGCAGAGGUAUUGGUCUUACCGUGUUUCAGAUCUGCCUUGUGUUCACAAACGCGGUCCGAGACAUGUUUCGUUUCCCCAAUGUUACUGCUGCCGCAACCACAACUCAGUUUGUAGACACCAGGGUAUUGUAGGGGCCACGUCUUUAUUACACACACACACCACCCUAACUACUGUACACCAACUUCUCGUACAGUCUAUCUCCUGUAUUUCUUCCACUCAGCCUAUCAUUCGCCGCCUACGUAGCGUGCCUACUCCGGCUACGCUCCAGGUCCUCCGGCUAUGAUACCCUAUGGGAGGCUGUCUGACCUGACCCAGCCAAGGUACAGGUCCAACCACUGGUUCCUCAGACCAGGCCCUUAUAAGGACAGUAGGCAAGGGAGUCCCAGGGUCCACCACUGGCCUCACAGAGGCCCGGCCCUUAAAAGGACGGCAGGAGCUAGAGGUCCAGGGUUCUACACUAGCAGGUCUUCAACUGCCACGAACCUCUCCAGAGGUCCGCCUUAUAUACCUUUCUCAGUCGAGGGGCGGGGCUCUGAGGGAUCGUAGAACACCCCACAGCCCCCACCCGUUGGGAGGGGAUGCGGGGGAUCACAUCAUCCCCCACAGCCCCCAACCGCUUCUGGGCUGUCUGCUGUUGCAGGAAAGUGCAUCCGCAGCCCCCCAGCCGUUAGGAGUGUUUGCGAGGGAUCGUAGAACACUCCACAGCCCCCAACCGUUGGGAGGGGCUGUGGGGGAUCCCAGAAUCCCCCGCAGCCCCCAACCGCUUCUGGGCUGUCUGCCGUUGCAGGAAAGUGCAGCCCACCUAUGGCGCUACACAUGUCAGAAUUCACAUCCUUUACAGAUGGGAUCUAAAACAGUCUGCCUCAGUAGCAGGCCAUGCUUUCCCACCUGAUGACGGACGCUUGUGUUGCGCCCGAAACGUCGUGAUUUAUUUUAUUUUAUGACUUUGCCGAAAGAACCAAAGAGUAUGGAUUCCUGCAGUCACGAAAGCUUCAAAUCAAGUAUUAUUUGCAUGUUUUGGUUUCACCCGAGCCUGUAGUGUAGUUGAUUAUAUUAUUUGACAAGAAAGACAUGCAUACGCACGGAUUCAAGCGUCGCGCUUGACACGUGAUUCCAUCGCCUUAACUGGCGAGGUGAAUCCUGUCGGUGCUGCCUUCGUUAUCGGCAAGCUUCGGGUAACACAGGUCUAUUUAGCUGUCUUUGUCUUGGGUGAAUUCCUAAUGGAAAUACAACUUUCUACAAAUAUUCUGUUCAUAUUGGAUCCGCCCCUGUUGCCACCCUGCCUCCCCUGUCGCCAACGGACGUAGCUCCUAGGGCAGCGGUCGGGAACCUAUGGCUCGCGAGCCAUAUAUGGCUCUUCCGAUGACGGCAUAUGGCUCCCAGAAAAUUUUGAGUUGAAAAAAAUAAAAAUAAAAUCAGUUUGGAACUGAUUUUAAAAUACUUGUGAUAUUGCUUAAUACUACUGUGUCAUUUUCAAGUAAACAGAAAUUAGUUUUGAAGAUAAAAUUUCUCGGGUCACGGGUCCCGUGACCAGAAGUCACAUUAAAAGUAAGACAUUUAAUUUAUUAUACGUUAAAAAUACUAUAUGGCUCUCAAUGAAAUAUAUUUAGAAAUAUUUGGCUUUAUGGCUCUCCCAGUCAAAAAGGUUCCCGACCCCUGUCCUAGGGCAAUGCUUUUAACACCUGGUUGAAAAGCGCUGCAACUGGAUAAAAUGAAUCUACGGCAAUGAAUUAUACAUUAUGUUAAUGUAGAAGGAAGCCAAUCAGCGUCAAGGGGUGGCCGAAUAUGGGCUUUUUCGAUCCACAAAUCAUUUCUUUAGAUCCAAAAAUCAUGUGUCGCUUUCGAUCCUUAAAUCAUGUGUUAGGAAUCACUUUAACGAUUACAAGAAAUUGUAUUCAAAAUAUCAAUACAUGGGGCGAUGUGUUCGAUCAUGGAUCAAGCUUCGUAUCGUAAAAAAAUCGGUCUAUUCCCGUGUAAUCAAGCAUUGGCUUGUUAAAAACACGUCCUGUCCCGUUCCGGUAUUACUUGUUUGGCAAAAGUCCCGCCCAAUUUCCCCAUAUAUGGGCCUAAAUCAUUAAUAUAAUUUAUCAUUAAUUCUCUCGCGGAUUCAUUGCAUGCUGUUACAGCGCUGCAAAUGGCAAUGCAAUGCGCUCAACCCUUGCAAGGGACACUAGAGGGCGCAUUGUUACCCACCGCCCGCUUCGCUGCGCGCACAGUGAGAGGGCCUCGUGUAAGCGCCCCCGUACCCGCGUGUAUAUAUCCGUGGCUAUGCGUCUAUUCGCUGUCUAAUCGCACCACUUCCAAAAUGCGCCGCUCGUGAUGCGUUGAGUUGGUUCACGAGGCAGUGAGCAGUCGAGAGGCUGAAUCAGCACUGCCGAGUUCCUGGGUUUGAAUCCGGGUUUCAGCCACCGGUGAUUAAACCGUGUUCCCAAAGUGUAGAGAGACGGUGGUAUCAUUGCAGUUAGCAAUGGCUGUAUGCAUUGGUAACUAAUGCUAAGUUUUGGAUUUUUGCAGCUGUCUUCAUUUCAAUGGUUUGAUCCCCAUCUGCCAACAGUAACUCCUCGGUACACAUUCUGCUAUGUUUCCCUGUGGUCUCCCCCCUGGAAGUCGUCUCCUAUUAUUUUCCAGCCAACUUGUGCAUGACCUUUGUUUUGCUCAUAAUGUAUUUAUCCUGAGCUCAACUUUGCAACUUUAAUUUGUUUAAAUGUCUCCUUUGAGGUCACUCUCAUAGACAGUUCUAAUGACUGUCCUGCUGUAAGCGAGUCUGAAACGGGUUAAUAUUUUAUAAGAAUAUGUAUGCCUUAAUUUUUCCAAUGACUUUUUUGGAAAACAUCUUUUACCGUGGCUGUGCAUAACUUUUGCGAAUAUGCCUCAACUCGCCCAGCCCCAUUUAAGCGUGCGUCCCAUUACAUAGUGCGAUCUCAAUGUGGCCGUUCCAUUUUUGUAAAUGCAUUUCAUUGCUCUUCAAUAUAUUUUAUUUAGGCCUCGGGUUUAUAAGAGCUUGGAUGACCGCAUCCAUUUACAGUGAGUUGAAUGCCUUUCCAUAGACCACAAAAGUUGGGCGAAAUGGUAUUCGAAAUGCAUCGGUCUUUUCUCGAAGCCGAUAUUUAGUACUGUAUGUAUGUAGGAGCCAAGAGAACAAAAUAUUACUUUGAUAAUAAUUGAGAUUUGCAAUGCUCUGCACAGUAUUUGUUCGCUCUCGAAGGGAAUGACUCCAGAGGGGUGAGUAGGUAGCCACAGACGAGUGGGAAACACAGCAGCCAGCACAGGGGACGUCACUCAAAGGGACGAUGGCUGAUGGUCGACAAUGGCGAUGGAGUGGCAGCCAGAGUAAACGCGCCAGAGAGGGUCGACAGUGGAGUUGGGGCCAUGAAUUCGGCCUAUCCAGCAGUGGAUAGGUCAUGGCUGGUGAUGAUUAGAGCUCUGGAAAUUAAGUGAUUCAUUCAUAAGAGGUGGGUUGACCCUCGGUCGAGGUAGUUCUGUGAUUUCGUUGGACGCUAGGUGGUGCUCCACUCACUGCCAACAGACUCGAUUUAAAUGUCCUCUGACUGGAUACCUCGAGCACAAUUGUGAUUGGUGGAAAAUGGGGCACAACAUGGAAAAGGCUCUCUGCUGUUGUCAACAGCUUGCCAAGCACAUGAAUGACCUUUAUCAUUUGUUUUGUUUAGCAAUUUAUAAAUAUGCCUCGUUUGCUUUCUCGGGAUCAAAUAAAUAUGUUAUACAGCUUGCAUUUUGGUAUUUUAAUAAAACCUGCAUUAUAAAUAUCUUAUUUUCCGU
Lethenteron reissneri (Far Eastern brook lamprey) is the source of this 6936-nucleotide messenger RNA. RefSeq names its product zinc finger protein 768-like. Lineage: Eukaryota; Metazoa; Chordata; Hyperoartia; Petromyzontiformes; Petromyzontidae. Gene Ontology annotation, cellular component: nucleus. Gene Ontology annotation, biological process: regulation of gene expression. The record is from RefSeq and is a predicted model, not a curated record.